Brassicogethes aeneus is the source of this 273-nucleotide messenger RNA. NCBI's taxonomy places the organism in Eukaryota, Metazoa, Arthropoda, Insecta, Coleoptera, Nitidulidae. The record is from the annotation of a GenBank genome assembly.
AUGAUGGAGUUAGAUUCUCUGGAUAACUCUUUCGACUAUAUGGAGGAAAAUUUUUAUGAAACACCACCUACCAAAAAUCCGCAAAAGCGGAAGGUGACAUUUAACACUCAAAUCUACCAGAAGGAUGACUUGAUUAUGAACUUAAAACAAGAACUUUUGGAUGACAGUGAUGAUGAUCCAACGCCUUCUUUUAACAACAUCCAAAAGGUGCCCUCGAUCAGCGAUCUCUCUGAUCCAGAAGCCUCCCUAGAGAACAGUACAUAUUUGGAUUAG